AUGAUGCAGUUCGCAGUAUCAGAUCCCGGUGAUGCACUGCUGGAAUUUUCGAAAACAUUCAAGAAAGUACAGCGGACUAAAACUGUAAAUCCAUCACAUUAUGUUAGGCAACGAAAUAUUGAAGAUAAACCGGUAUGUCAAUACAUCAAAAUUCGAUCAACAAGUUUGCCGAAUCCCAAUGAUCUAUAUAUCGUUGUGCGUGAUAAUGAUAAACGAUCAUUAGCGAAAAAAAUCUCCUCAAUCUCAGAAGAAAUGAACAUGCACAAAAAUCGAUGUCAAAAAUAUCGGUUCAAUUCAAUGCUUACAAUGAUGAUACCAUUGCAUCAAUCGUCAUCAUCACCAUCAUCGUCAUUCAUUUUAAAUAACGAUUAUUCUACCAAAAAAGAUUUUGACUCAUAUUUACAAACAAAUGGAUCAGUAACGAUUAAUGAUCCCAAUGGAACAGAUGAUAGUACUACAAAAAUACUAAAAUCAACUUUAAUGUUUAUCACUAAAUUAAGUCUAUGUGAUACAAUGAAGCAAUUUCAUAAACCGACAUUGUUGGAAACAGAAAAUGCUGAAAAUUCAUCAAGUGCCUUCUAUCGAACUAUCGAUGCCAUGCCUAAUAUGAAUAUAUCAGGCAACAAAAAAACAAUACCUCUUGUCAGUGAAUUGACGAUGGCAACAAAACGAGCUCAAGCUGGUCUAGCAAAUGCUGCCAAAACAACAUUCGGUGAUGAAGAGUUGAAAAUGCAUGUUUACAAGAAAACACUGCAAGCAUUAAUUUAUCCGAUCAGCUGUACGACACCUCAUAAUUUUCAAUUAACGAAUUUUCAAACUCCAACAUGGUGCUAUGAAUGUGAAGGAUUGCUAUGGGGUUUAGCUCGACAAGGUUUUAAAUGCGCAGAAUGUGGCAUUAAAGUUCAUGAUAAAUGUCGCGAUUUGAUAAGUGCCGAUUGUUUGCAAAGAGCAGCAGAGAAAAGUUCAAAACAUGGUGAAGGGAAUCGGACACAGAAUCUGAUGGCAGUAAUCCGUGAAAGGAUGAAAGCGCAGGAGAGGAAUAAGUCUGAAGUCUUCGAAACUAUCAGGAUCAUAUUCAGUGUUGAUUCGAAUACACAGCAGGAAUCACUGAAACAAGUGAAGGCGAGUAUUCUAGAAGGAAGCUCCAAAUGGAGCGCUAAAAUUGCUCUUACUGUGAUAUGUGCUCAGGGUUUAAUAGCCAAAGAUAAAACGGGUAAAAGUGAUCCGUACGUUACCGCUCAAGUGGGUAAAACAAAGAAACGUACACGUACAAUACAUCAGGAAUUGAAUCCAGUAUGGAAUGAAAAAUUUUUCUUCGAAUGCCAUAAUUCAACGGAUCGAAUUAAAAUUCGUGUCUGGGAUGAGGACAAUGAUCUGAAGAGUAAGUUAAGACAAAAGUUAACGAGAGAAUCGGAUGAUUUCUUGGGUCAAGCGAUCAUUGAGGUGCGAACAUUGAGCGGUGAAAUGGAUGUUUGGUAUAAUUUAGAGAAACGAACGGAUAAGUCAGCGGUUAGUGGUGCUAUACGGCUACAUAUUAAUGUUGAAAUUAAAGGUGAAGAAAAGUUGGCACCGUAUCAUAUCCAAUAUACAUGUUUGCAUGAACAUUUAUUUCAACAUCAUUGUACGGAGCAAGAUGAAGUGCGAUUACCGAAAGCGAAAAAUGAUUUCUGGAAAAUAUAUUUCGAUGAUAUAGGUCAGGAGAUUUGUAAUGAAUUCGCUAUGCGUUACGGUAUCGAAAGUAUUUAUCAGGCAAUGACACAUUUUGCAUGUCUCUGUACACGUUAUAUGUGUUCCGGUGUACCGGCUGUUUUAUCAACACUCUUAGCUAAUAUUAAUGCACAUUAUGCUCAUACAACUGCUACAUCAGCUGUUUCCGCAUCCGAUCGCUUCAAUGCUUCCAAUUUUGGUAGAGAUCGUUUCGUGAAACUAUUGGAUCAAUUACAUAAUUCGUUACGGAUUGAUUUAUCAAUGUAUCGGAAGUAUUUUUCAUCAUCAUCACCUGCUAAAUUAGCCGAUUUAAAAUCAACGGUAGAUUUACUUACAUCGAUAACAUUCUUUCGUAUGAAAGUAUUGGAAUUAGCUAGUCCACCACGUGCUUCAAAUGUUGUAAGUGAAUGCGCCAAAGCUUGCAUGCAGGCAACGUAUCAAUUAAUGUUCGAAAGUUGCUGUGAAGAUGGUGGCCCAUCAACGGAUAGUGUAAAUUUUUGGUUUGAUUUUCUUGAUUAUAUGAUGCGAGUGAUUGAAGAUGAUAAGAAUAUCUAUACACCGGUGUUAAAUCAAUUCCCGCAGGAAUUAAAUGUUGGUAAUUUAUCUGCGACAACAUUAUGGCAAUUAUAUAAAACUGAUUUGCAAAUGGCUUUAGAAGAGCAUGCACAAACGAAGAAAUGCUCCACACCGGAAUAUAUGAAUUUAUAUUUUAAAGUUAAAGGAUUUUAUUUCAAAUAUGUUGCCGAUUUACCGCAAUAUAAAGCUUCAAUUCCGGAAUUUCCUGCUUGGUUUAUACCAUUUGUAAUGGAUUGGUUAAAUGAGAAUGAUGAACAUUCGAUGGAUAUAUUAAGGAAUGCUUACAAUCGUGAUAAGAGUGAUAAUUUCCCACAAACAUCCGAACAUACGAAAUUUUCCAAUUCUGUUGUUGAUGUAUUUACACAGCUUAACGAAGCACUUAAAUUAUUGAAACAGAUGGAUUGUCCGAAUCCGGAAGUAUAUGCGGAUAUGAUGAAACGAUUUUCGAAAACAUUAAAUAAAGUAUUGUUAGCAUAUGCGGAUAUGGUACAAAAAGAUUUUAGCAAAUUUGUUAACGAUGAAAAACUUGCAUGUAUUCUGAUGAAUAAUGUUCAACAACUUCGGGUACAAUUGGAGAAAAUCUACGAAAAUAUGGGUGGCCAAGAUCUUGAUCCUACCGCAAAUACGGUGCUAAAUAAUCUACAAAAGAAGCUUAAUGCUGUAUUAAAUAAAUUAUCGGGACAAUUUGUGGAAAGUUUAGUGCCAAAUAUUCAUGUACAAAUGAAUAAGUUAGGCGUUAUUUUGAGUAAAAUGAAAGGACCACAGCUGUCAAAAAGUGAAUUGGUUGGAGAAGUGGAUUCUGUACUCGAACCAUUGAUGGAAUUGCUAGAAGAUAAAUUACAAGAUUAUGCAUCACAAUGUGAAAAGACAGUGUUGAAGUAUUUGCUGAAAGAAUUAUGGCGAGCAACGAUAAUGAGUAUGGAAAAAUUGGUCGUAUUACCACCGCUUGAUAAUAAAGCAAUUUUAAAACAAAUACCAAAUGCGGAAGUUUUCUGUGAUAUGACAAAAUUAAUGUCAACUCAUUUGAAAGAAGUGAAAAUAAGUUCGGUAAAAGAAAUGAUGGAUAUUGCUCGUGAAUAUGAACGUUCAUUAACACCAAAACAAUGUACGGUAUUGGAUGCUGCAUUAGAUGCUGUAAAAGAAUGUUUUCAUGCUAGUGGUCAAGGUUUGAAGAAAUCAUUUUUUGAGAAAUCACCAGAAUUACAAUCAUUAAAAUAUGCCUUAUCAUUGUAUACACAAACCACCGAACAAUUAAUCAAAACAUUUAUUACCAGUCAAAAGCAGCAAGAUCUUCCCUCACAAGAGCAACCGGUUGGAGAAAUAAGCAUUCAAGUGGAUCUUUUCACGCAUCCGGUAACCGGUGAACAAAAAAUCACUGUUAAAAUAUUAUCAGCAAAUGAUUUACGAUGGCAAACAGUAAGUACCUUUAAGCCGUUUGUUGAAGUACGCCUGGUUGGACCACAUUUAGCUGAUAAGAGGCGUAAAAUGACAACAAAGUCGAAAAGUGGCAAUUGGGCACCGAAAUUCAAUGAAACAUUCCAUUUUUUUCUUGGUAAUGAAGGUGAGCCAGAGCAUUGUGAACUAAUUUUCCAAGUGAAAGAUUAUUGUUUCGCACGUGAGGAUCGUAUUGUUGGAGUUGGAGUGUUGCAAUUAGCUAAUAUAGUAGAACAAGGAUCAUGCGCAUGUUGGGUACAACUUGGCCGACGAUUUCAUAUCGAUGAAACAGGUCUCAUUUUACUCAGAAUAUUGAGUCAACGGCAAACCGAUGAGAUAGCACGAGAAUUUGUACGGUUAAAAUCAGAAUGUCGUUUCGAGACUGAAUCAUCUAUUGCGGCAUCAAUGAGUACUCAACAAUUAGCAACAGGUCGAGUUAGUUAA
Molecule: messenger RNA, 4161 nt
Organism: Cercopithifilaria johnstoni
Lineage: Eukaryota; Metazoa; Nematoda; Chromadorea; Rhabditida; Onchocercidae
Source: the annotation of a GenBank genome assembly